Molecule: messenger RNA, 1096 nt
Organism: Meloidogyne enterolobii
Lineage: Eukaryota; Metazoa; Nematoda; Chromadorea; Rhabditida; Meloidogynidae
Source: the annotation of a GenBank genome assembly
UUUAAUUACCUGCUCAAUUAUGCUGUAUCCACAUUCUUGCUCUUCUUUACCAACUCAAUCAGCCCAUCAAAGACAUCAACUUAGUGAUUUUAAUCAACAAAUUCUGAAAGGAAUGACGGCUGGUAUUUUGGCUGCAGCUAUUUCAAAAAGUGCAGUGGCACCAAUGGACAGAGUUAAAUUGGUUUUGCAGCUCCAAACAAUCACAUCUCGUGCCGAAAUUGCUAUUUGCCAUCGACAGCCUUAUCAAGGAAUUUAUGACUGUUUUCGACGUUUAUGUGCCGAGCAAGGCUUUCGUUCUUUAUGGCGUGGAAAUUCUGCUACAGUGAUUCGCUGUAUCCCAAAUCAAGCACUCAAUAUGUUGUUUAGAGACAAAUUUCGGAUUACUUUAUUAGAUGGAAUUGAUUGGAGGGAUAGACCUUUUAGAUUUGUUUUAGGUAUUUUUACUAUUUAUUUCUUGCUAGAGCUCCUGGGCCUUGAUUCUGGGAUUGAUUCCGUAUCCUUGAUUUGUAGUAGAUUUGAUGGAUCAGGCUCCGAAAAAGGCCGGUUUAGAUAUUUCGGAAAUCUAGCAGCAGGCGGUGCCGGUGGUGCAUUAACUUUACUUGUCGUUUAUCCUCUCGAUUUGGCACGGACUCGUCUAGCGGUUGAAAGAGUUGACUCAGUCAGAAAUAUUUCACAAUGCUUUUCUUUGGUUUCUGCAAAUGAAGGGUUGCCUGGACUUUAUCGAGGAUUUUGUGCUUCGCUUGUUUUUACUGUUGUUUCAAGGGCUGUGUUCUUCGGAAUUUUUGAUUCUAUUCGUCUUUCCAUGGAUGAGCAAAGAAGACGAAGACUUAGCUUUUUUACUACUUGGUCGUUGGCACAGGCAUCUCUUAUUGUUUCUUCAUUGCUCUGUUAUCCUUUGGACACUGUUAGACGUCAUUUAAUGAUGGAAGCUGGCCAAAGCAAAAAACUUUACAAAAAUCAAUUUGAGUGUUGGAAGGGUAUUUUAUACAAUGAAGGGCCAAAAGCUUUGUACAAGGGAGCACUCACUAAUUCGUUAAGAUGUACAAGUGGUGCACUUAUUUUGGCUGUAUAUUAUGAGGUAUUGAAAUAUUUAUAG